UCGCACGUGGUCUUGGCUCGCCCCUCCCUUUUUGACAAGAUGGCGGCGCCCAGCUGUAAUGCUCUGGGCCUUUGGGUGAGGGGUUCCGGGCAGUGUUUAGGGAGUCGUUUCAUUCUCGCCUGCCAGCCAUUUUGUUCCUCCGCUGCUGCGUCUGGGACUCUGAAUGCCCAGAGGUUAGCGGAGAAACUCCGAUCCCAGAAACAGGAACAAAAGACGAAGAAGCAACCGGUGCCCACAAACCCUGUUCAGCGGAGAGUGCAGGAGCUCGUGCGGUUCACACAGCAGCUGCAGCGAGUCCACCCCAACGUGCUUGCCAAGGCACUGAGCCGAGGGAUUGUGCACCAAGACAAGGAUCUCGUGGUCAUCAAUAAACCCUACGGUCUCCCCGUGCAUGGUGGCCCUGGGGUCCAGCUCUGCAUCAGCGAUGUAUUGCCUAUCCUGGCAAAAAUGCUUCGUGGCCACAAGGCAGAGCCAUUGCAUCUGUGCCACCGGCUGGACAAGGAAACCACAGGUGUAAUGGUGUUGGCAUGGGAGAAGGAAAUGGCACAUCAAGUUCAAGAGUUGUUUAGAACCCGUCAGGUGGUAAAGAAGUACUGGGCCAUCGCUGUGCGUGUCCCGGUGCCCUCAGCGGGAGUUGUGGAUAUCCCCAUCGUUGAGAAGGAGGUGCAAGGCCCGCAGCAGCACUACAAGAUGACGCUGUCCCCAGGCUACCGCAUGGACAAUGGGAAGAUGGUGAGAGCACAAACGAGCCGCAACGCGCAUGUAGCUGUGACUCAAUACCAGGUGCUAAGCAGCACUCUGUCCUCCGCCCUCUUAGAGCUCCAGCCAAUUACCGGCAUAAAACAUCAGCUUCGAGUUCACCUGUCUUUUGGAUUGGAUUGCCCAAUCCUUGGUGAUCACAAGUACUCAGACUGGAAUAAGCUGGCCCCCCAGAAGCUGUCUGUUGGUACCCUGAAGAAGCUGGGGCUGAAACAGGCGAAGGCCCGCCACAUCCCCCUUCACCUGCAUGCCCGCCAGCUGGUCUUGCCAGCCCUGGGGUCCAGGAAGGAGGAACUCAACUUGGUCUGCAAGCCUCCUCGCUACUUUCUGUGCUCCCUGAGACGUCUGGACUUACGGAUGCCAAGUCAGGAUCAAAGUGGGGACGAUGAAGCUGGACGUCUGAGAGCACAGUGAAGACCCUUGGGCAGUUUGGCCCCUGAAUUCUUCACUGUUUAGUGGACUCUGCUAGCUUCUCGCCGGGGACAGACUCCAGAAGGGUCAGGUGCUAUAAGUGGAAGAAACCCAGCUGCUUCUGGGCUUUUACUGGACACUGAAUAUUUACCAAUGCUCUGGCCAUUCUCUGGAAGAGCUUGCGGGAAGUCUCCCUGCCAAGAUAGAAGAGAGCCCAGGACCGGGCCGAUUGGGUCAAUGAUCGGAAAAGGAGAACUACGGCACGGAAUCUGUGCUCAGAAACUGGUUACGUCCAACAAUAAAGUUCUUGAUCUAUCGGGAA
This is a messenger RNA of Neofelis nebulosa (Clouded leopard), 1492 nucleotides long. RefSeq names its product RNA pseudouridine synthase D4 (gene RPUSD4). The transcript is spliced from 7 exons. NCBI's taxonomy places the organism in Eukaryota, Metazoa, Chordata, Mammalia, Carnivora, Felidae. Bases 40 to 1173 code for a protein of 377 amino acids. Gene Ontology annotation, molecular function: RNA binding; pseudouridine synthase activity. The record is from RefSeq and is a predicted model, not a curated record. Gene Ontology annotation, biological process: pseudouridine synthesis.